Molecule: messenger RNA, 396 nt
Organism: Symbiodinium necroappetens
Lineage: Eukaryota; Dinophyceae; Suessiales; Symbiodiniaceae
Source: the annotation of a GenBank genome assembly
GUACUGGAGGAAUCCCCAAUUGUUGAAGUGCUACGCACGAACGAUUUGCAGGAUGUAUCCAAGGACAAGCUGAAAGGACCAGCGAGGGAGCGGCUGCUCAAAUUUUAUCGCCGGCUGGAUCAGGUGCUGAAAAUCUUGGAGAACAAGUCGUACCGCAAGUACUAUCAGAAUUUGCUGGCGGAGAGCGUUCAACGCCAGCAGCACUUCCAGCAGCAGAAUGAGGUUCUUCAUGAUUAUGUUUGCGAGUUGGAGAAAGAGUUUGCUGACAUUAGUGAUGCGAUCUACAACUACCGCUCCAAGAAGGAGCUGAUGCUCACAAAGCUGGCUGGUCUACUGGACAGAGGGGAGUACUCACACCUGGCGUCCAAAAGAGGCAGAAGUUCAAGCAAGCAGUGA